AUGGCGCUGAAAAUGGUAAUCAUGAGCCGGCGCGUAGCAGUAGUGACCUUUGUAGCGGCGGCCACCAUCGUUGUCCUUGUCAUCGCCUUGCUCAACACGCCGUUGAGAGCGGCCGCGCGGCGGAAGCAGGCGAUGCUGGCGGCGGACCUGCUGGCUGCGGCUGCUGCCGCCGUGCAGCCGCUCGUGACGGCGUGUUGGUUCCGUAACGUUGGCAGCGUCCGGGGCCUAACCAGCGGCGCGGCUGACGGAGUCAUGGCGGCGGCGGCGGCAAUAAUGGACAGAAAGGGCUGCUGGAAGAAGCCGUAG
Molecule: messenger RNA, 306 nt
Organism: Volvox carteri f. nagariensis
Lineage: Eukaryota; Viridiplantae; Chlorophyta; Chlorophyceae; Chlamydomonadales; Volvocaceae
Exons: 3
Coding region: 1-306 (101 amino acids)
Source: RefSeq, a predicted model, not a curated record